Dreissena polymorpha is the source of this 7118-nucleotide messenger RNA. Its product is annotated as kinesin-like protein KIF28. Gene Ontology annotation, biological process: cytoskeleton-dependent intracellular transport; microtubule-based movement. Gene Ontology annotation, cellular component: microtubule; kinesin complex. NCBI's taxonomy places the organism in Eukaryota, Metazoa, Mollusca, Bivalvia, Myida, Dreissenidae. Gene Ontology annotation, molecular function: ATP binding; microtubule motor activity; microtubule binding. The transcript is spliced from 23 exons. The record is from RefSeq and is a predicted model, not a curated record. Bases 139 to 3483 code for a protein of 1114 amino acids.
ACAUGUCGCAAACAUGGCGAGUGACGUGUGAGCAUUUCUAAAUUUCAGUCCGCAUAUUUAUUGCAUUUCGACUAGCACUGUGCCUAAAAGUGUCGGAAUAAGUGUGUUAAACAGUGUGAAAAGGACUUAUUUCCAAUAAUGACGGAAGAAAACGUUAAAGUUGCCGUAAGAGUACGGCCUUUCAAUGGUCGCGAGAAGGAGCGCAAUUCCCAAGUUAUCAUUGACAUGACCGGCAACACCACCUCCAUCACAGACCCAGCUUCUAAGGACGUCAAGAAAUUCACAUUUGACUUCAGCUACUGGUCUCACGAUGGCUGCAAAGAUGAUGGGACAGGGUAUAUGGCUCCUGAUACAUCUCACCCGAAUGGAAAAAAGUUUGCCGAUCAGAAAAAAGUGUAUAAUGAGAUGGGUGCAGGCGUACUCAAGAAUGCAUGGGAGGGCUACAACUCAACACUGUUUGCAUACGGACAGACUGGCUCGGGAAAGAGCUGGUCCAUGGUGGGAUAUGGCGUCAACAAAGGCAUUGUGCCAAUCUAUUGUGAGAACUUGUACAAACAAAUAGAUGAGAAAAGAGCUGCGGGUGCCAAAGAACAGUAUGAGGUUAUGUUCAGUAUGCUAGAGAUCUACAAUGAAAAUGUUCAAGAUUUACUGGACUCUAGCCCAUCGAAGAAAUAUCUCAAUGUCCGACAACAUCCAAAAUCUGGCUUCUAUGCUGAUGGGUUGAAGAGUGUGCCAGUUGGAACAUACGCGGAAAUUGAACAGAGGAUCGAGGAAGGAACACGUAACCGCACGGUCGCCUCCACUAAGAUGAACGCCACUAGCAGUCGUGCUCACACGAUCGUGACAAUCAAGUUCGUCCAGAAGUCUGUGAAUGCUGCAGGAGAGGAAAUGGCCAAGUCUGCAGAGGCCAAUCUUGUUGAUUUGGCCGGCAGUGAGAGAGCGGAUAGCACAGGGGCAACGGGUGCCCGACUCAAGGAAGGCGCAGCCAUCAACCAGUCGCUGUCCAGUCUGGGCAACUGCAUCGCUGCCCUGGCUGAAAUAGCAGGCGGCAAGAAGAACAUGCAGGUUCCGUACAGAGACUCCAUGCUCACCAAGCUUCUGAAGAACGCCCUCGGGGGCAACAGCAAAACCAUCAUGAUUGCUGCCCUGAGUCCAGCUGAUAUUAACUUUGAGGAGACCCUGUCUACCCUUCGAUAUGCUGAUCGCGCAAAGCAGAUCAAGACAACGGCCCGUGUCAAUGAGGACCCGACCGCCCAACUGAUCCGUGAGCUGCAGGAGGAGAAUGAGAAACUCAAGGCCAUGUUGGCCUCGGGCAAGAUGGACAUGUCCCUCCUGGAGAACGGGGAGGGAGGCGCCGACAUGACUGACGAAGAGCGAGCAAAGCUGAAGAAUGAGCUGGAGGCCGAGUACAAGGGCAUGUUGGAGAAGAACAAGUUAGACAUGGAGAACAUGGAGAAAGAGUUCCAGAAGAGGCUGCAGGAGUCACAGGGACAGAGCUCAUACAAGUUGAUUGCGGAGAUCAAUGAAAAGAAGAAGACGUACCCCCACAUGUAUAAUCUGAACAGUGACCCCCAGAUGACCGGCAGGAUCAUCCACUUCCUCGUGAAGUCAGACAGCACAAUGGACGACGAGACCAUCAUAGGCAACGGGAAAGCCGAGGGCACUGACCUCACACUGCGUGGCAGCAGUAUUACUGACAUGCACUGCAAGAUCAUGCACAAGGAUGGCGUGUUCACCUUGGAGACAUUCCCUAACGCUCGCACGCUCCGUAACGGCAAGCCCGUUACCGCAGAAACGAAGGUCCUGAAGAACAACGACCGUCUGCUGUUUGGCACUUCUCAAUUUUAUGUGUUCUGUAACCCCAAGGACACGACACCCUCAAAGGUCACAGACCCGACCUUUGAGAUGGCCCAGGCAGAAAUUGCAGAGAAAUCUGGCGGCUUUGAUAUGUCUGGCAACAAUAAGAGCAGAGAUGAGUCUCUACUGCAGCAGGACCUCAUAGAAAUCAUGCCGGGUGUGGAGGAGGCCAACAGCAUCAGUGAGGCCCUCGGCAAGCAACGACGCUUUGACCUCGUGAUUGUCUCCCCUGAAGCACGCGGUGAAAUGACUGGACGCACUGAGGUCAUGGUGAAGAUGACAGAUAUUGAGACGAAACACGAGUGGUUCUGGAACAGACAGAAAUUCCUUGACCGCAAGUGCCUCAUGUCCGAACUGUUCGACAAAUUUGAGGACGGGGUGGACGUUAAUGUACCACAGGACAAAGACCCGUUUUAUGAUGAUCCAAAGGCUGAUUUCCACAUUGGAAGUGUGAAGAUGUGGCUGCAGUCCAUUUCAUACAUGCUUGAAUCCAGUGAAACUUUGGAUAUCACAGACUUCAAAGGAUCCUCGGUUGGAAAGAUGGCUAUCGGGGCAUAUCCUUGCGAUGCAAAGGGUAAAGAAUACACAGAGAAAGACAACAAGUUUGUUGAGGAUCCUUCAAAAUUGGUCGGUGUUCCAGUCGACUUCAAGGUGAAGAUUUUGAACGCCCGAGGUCUGCCAAACAGAUUCACUGAUGUCUACUGCAAGUACAAGGUGUAUUUGGAGGAAGGAUUCACUCAGUCCAAGGUGAUGAAGGACACCAUCAAUCCUGACUUCAACCACGAGAGAGUUAUCUCCCUUGGAGCUGGAACACCGGAGAUUGUGGAGUUUCUGAAGACGGGGGCGUUCACCGUUCAGAUCUGGGGCAAGCAGAAGGACAUGAAGCCAAAAGGCGGUAAGGGCGGAAAGGUCCUUGUUCCAAAGACGUCCACUGUCGUCCCAGGUGGCACUAUUCAUGCUGUGAAUGACAACGUCAAGCGUUUUGACCCUGAAAAGGUCAAAAUCAUGAUGGAAGUGACGGCCCUGAAGAAACGCCAGGAAAAGAUGGAGCAGAAACUGGCCCACAUGCAGAAGAUGAUAGCGGUUGCAGAGGAGCACAACAAGCGCAAGCUGCGCACAGCGCUAAUCAAGGACAUCUAUGUGGCACCCACCAACGACCAGGCAGAGAAGUGCAUCAAACUCAUCCCGCUGGAACAAGAUUCUGACGAUGAAGAUGGCGGGGGGAUUGUAGGAGGGUCAAAGGUCGUGGGUGUGGUCAUUCCACAGAACAAACAAGACAUUUCAGGGGGUGAGGCAGAUAAGGGGGGAGUUGAUGGGAAGGGUACAAAGGGGGGUAAAAAGGGCGGGGAUGGAAAUAAAAAUUCUGACGAGGAAUCAAAGAAAAAGAAAGAUAAAGGUCACAAGGGUCCAGAUUCUGAUGAUGAUUCUAAGAAAAAGGAAGUUAAAGGUCACAAUGGAGGUCGCCGUGGCAGCCAUUCUUCAGAUUCUGAGGAUGAAUCGAAGAAAAAGAAAGCACCUCCCAGUCACAAGGGAGGUCGCAGCGGCAGCCAUUCUUCAGAUUCUGAGGAUGAAUCCAAGAAAAAGAAAGCACCUCCGAAGAAAUCCAGUGCUUGUGUAUUGCUUUAAUUGGCUUCCUCCAAAAAAAUCAUUCCUGUGCAUUGAAUACACAAUUAAAUUUUAAGUUUAUUUUUUUGGAUUAAAGAGGCUUACCACUAAAGAGUAAAAAAAGAUUUUGUGUAAGUCUUGAUGUCAGUCUUUAAAAAUGGGAAAUUAAAAGCAAGUUCAAAUCAUUAUCAAAGUGUGACCACUGACAAUUUGUUUAAAGUAAUGUUGUAUUGUUACAGUUACGGUUCUUAAAAACAUAAAAAAUAAAGUUUUUAUGUUCCUUUUGUUAUUAAUUGUUUGAAUUUUAAAGAAUAGAGACGAGGGACUGAGCCCCGGAACUCUAAUCAUGUGCAACCCCUUGAAAUGGUCAUGUUUGUUGUAUAUUUAUAAAACAUGUUUCUGGUAUUUAAUGUUUUUUCUACAUUUGCAUGUAGAAACAGAUAUAGUAGUAUUAUUGUAAGUAUUAAAUAUUUUAUUAUUAAAUUUGGGUUGAGGUUAUGCCCACUGAUUUCUGUUUUCGGUUUUGAUGCAUAUAAUUGUCUAUUAUGACAUGAGCACAUUUGUAAUAUGUUGAUGACAUGGUAUUGUUCAUUGUUCAAUUAUUAUGAUUUUUGUGUUACGAGUUUUGAUUUUUUUUUGGCCUGUCUCCAUUCCGUCCAACAUUGAUUAAAAGUGUGUCAGUAUGUAUUUUUUUUUAUUGUUUGAUUAUUAAUAUACAAAUGUAGUAUACAUGUACAUGUAUAUGGUUUUUAUUUUAUUAUUUUUAUUUAAUAUUAUCCCUUUUCACAAUGCUUAUUCACAUAUCUUGUCGUUUCAUUAUCACAUUUCAAUAGCUUAUCUGGAUAUAUUUUUCAUCCUCAUUUUUCUGUAAUUUUUUACAUAAAACAUUAACAAUCUAUUAUUAAUAUAUUAUUAACUUGCAAUACAUUUUGAAUGCUCUUGUAGCUUAGCAUACAAACUAUUUACAUGCUUGCAUAAUCUAAUUUAUGAGGUACAUGUAUGAAACUUACUCUUUUUUUAGUGUGAAGAAAUUUCAAGCUCAUAUCGCCCCAUUACUGCAAAAAGGUACCAAGUGACAUUACAUUUCAAUGUAACAUGGUACUUUUUUGCACCAAUCGGGCUAUAUUCAAUAGCAUGACACUACACCCUGCUUUAUCAUUAACUGCUGGUCCAGUACACACGUUACUCAAUUCUUCUCAAUUCUUUAGCACACGAAAAGCUUGCAAGAUGAAGGCAAAUUACGUAAUGAAUAAUACAGCUGCAUAUUACUGUUUUCAUGAAUUCUCAGACUAUGAAUAUUUUUGCAAAUUGCUUUCUUUAUAAAUAUGAUAUGUAUUCAACUACAAUUAUUGUCCUAAACUAUAUUAGCUAAAAUCAGCAGUGUGACCUUAUUGUGUUUGUAUUUACUGGUAAUGCAUAUGUAUUCAUGCAAUGUUUAAUUAUUUAUGAUAAAAUUUAUUUAUAAUCAGAAAGUGUAACCCAAGUAGUUUAGUUUAUACUGUUGAAAUGUUGCUAAAUUGUAUGUUGUCAUCGUAACAAUAAGAAAAAGCUUCUUAUGUUUCUUAGCAGCAUGUAAUUUAGUGCCCAUUUCAAGCUCAGAGGCAGUGACUGUGAUGAUUGAUGAAUUGUUAUGGACUUUUUUGUUGCCAUAGCAACAGAAGUUCAGCUCGGAGCAAAAACUGUGAUUUGUUGGAGACUGUGAUAUUAAUUUAAUAUAGUUGAUUUAAGUAGAAGAGUUUUAUAUCAUUAUCAAUUAAUAUUUUGCAAAUAAUUAUUAGUGAGGAUUUUUUUUUAAGUUUGUUUAAAUGAUAAUAUGUUAAUUAAUUCACAUUUUUAUACUAAAAUAGACACAAAAGUUCAUUUUUCCGUAUGCAAUUGUUCUUUAAGAAUAAUAAUUAACCAUAAUCACAUUAAUCCUUACAUUUACAUUAUCAUAUGUUUAUAUUCAUAUGGUUUGCUGUUCGGAUAUUUACCAAUCAAUAGUGCUCAGUCGUUUUUGCCCGUACCCACACUUUUGUAUUCACUAAGUCUAUCUUAAGGAAAUGUCUUUUUCGUUUUGGAAAAAAAAUAUUGUGCUUUCAUAAAUAUAUAUAUAUAUAAGUUCAAAAAGUAAAACCAAAUUUAUUGAUUUGUGUUUUUGGUUACAAUUUUUAUUUUGACAUGUUUUUGUUUGUGUGUGUUUAAAAUGGUGUGACUAGAUAACGGUUUUAGGGUUAUUAGCUUUGAUACUUUGUUUUUUGCCUUCCAGUUUCAAAAUUGUUUGUUAGUUGAUUUGAUGUUGAUCGAAACUGGGAUAAAUAUAACAAACAAAGUUCACAUUUAGAUGUAGCAACAGUUAAAAAUAGUUAACUGCCAAAAUAUUUGACAAUUCCUUUACAAAGGGAUAAACGCUUAUCAAAGCAAAACUGUGAUAUUUUGUAUAUAAUUUUGAAUCAUUUUGUUUUGAUUUAACAGUAAUUUAUUGUUAACAUGUUUUGCUGUGUACACACCAUUUUAACAUAACAUUUUCAUUUCAUAUGGAUUUUGUUUCAUUAGUUCAUGAAAUUAAAACUAAAUAAGAAUAGAAUCUAGAAUAUAAAGGUAAAGAUUUUGAAAAAGGCAUUGAAUGGUAGUUUUAGUACCGGUCAGAUGUUAUUUUUUAUGUCCUAUCAAAUUGUAUGUUAAGAAUGCUACUUUGUAGAAUGCAGUUUGAUAGGCUUAUAUUGUCCAUUAUUUAUAAAGCUGAGUAUUUUCUAACAAAAACACCUGUUUUUAAAGCACUUUUGUUUGUUAUUUGUUUCAAUGUUUGUGAAUACAUAUGCAUUACCAGUAAACACAUAAAUGGGUCCUCUGUUCGAAAUAUACCAUGCAUGAGUGUGAAAACGUUCGAAAUUAUUUUUAUGAAAAUGUAUCUUAUUUCAAUGUCUUGUAUUUCGUUUUCUCUCUGAAAUUACAUAAUAUCUGUCUAUUAUAUGGCGAGCUUUUUACCAUAAUUUCUGCAUAUUUCGUAAUGUACUUUGGUAGAAAUAUCAAUUUAAAAUAACUAACACAAUUUUUUGAAUUUUAUUUGUAGAUUUAAAUGCACAAUAUUUUGCCCAUUUCACAAUCUGCGUUUAUACAUGUAGUGAUAAAAAUAAGCUUAUGGAUUGCCAAUGAGCGACUUGAAAUCCACAGAAACACACCUUAAGAAAUUGUAUUGACUUGUACAUUCAUGCUAUGAUAUUUCUAUGUAAACAAUUUUCUGUAUUUUGUCUUCUUUAGUUCUAUAAAUGGCUUUUAAUAUGACCAAUUCAUAGAUAGAGUAUUUCAGUGAUUAUAUAAUAAAUUUAUGUUUUCUUUGAUUAAACACAAUUUUGUGUAUUAUAUACAACAUGUAUUACAACUAUACAUACUUAAAAUUUAAUUUGUAGAAGUCGAGUAUAAAAAACCAUUGUUGGAACUGUACAAAAUGUUAAACAUGAGUUACUGACUGAACAAAACACAUUUAAUUCUUCACAAUAUUUCUAAAAUAAGUUUUUGGAACAGAAUUUAAAGAAAUGCUUUCAAUUAAUAGCAAUUAAUCAAUUAAUAGUUGUACAUUUUUUUUGAAAUCCAAAACCAUUCAUGAUUUUACAGUUUUUUGUAAUAUUAAUUCUUACUUCACGAGUGUUUGAUGUAUGAAGGAAAAUUGGUAUAGC